Ooceraea biroi (clonal raider ant) is the source of this 1440-nucleotide messenger RNA. RefSeq names its product proteoglycan 4-like. The record is from RefSeq and is a predicted model, not a curated record. Lineage: Eukaryota; Metazoa; Arthropoda; Insecta; Hymenoptera; Formicidae. Gene Ontology annotation, molecular function: sequence-specific DNA binding.
AUGGUUGUGAGAUGUGUGAUAUGUAAGACCAGUUAUAACAAGAAUGAAAAGAAUGUACAACUGCAUCAAGUUCCACGAAAGGACAACAUAAUGAAAUUAUGGCUAUCAGUACUAAAUAUGGAACAUAUAAAUCAAAACGCAAAACUUUGUUCAAAACACUUUACAGAACAAGAUUUCAACAUAAGUGUAGUUGGAGAAAAAAAGUAUUUAAAACCUGAUGCAGUCCCAUCUAGAAAUCUAUGGAAAGAUGAGAAAAACAUUGAUUGUAACAACUCUAACGAAGAGAGCAUACAGAACAUACAACACUACAACAUAAAACAUACAUCUUUAAAAAGAUCCUUCUCAAUGGAACAAUCAACCGAAGAAGUGCCUUCAAAAAGAAGAAAUAUAAGAACAAUCAAUGAUAUAGACAUCAAAAAAGUUUCACAAUCAUCAUCAGAAGCAGAAAUAUGUUUGGAAGCACUGAUUGAAGAAUUGCGUGACAAACGGAAGGAAGUGAAACGGUUUAGAGAUCAGGUUAACAAACUGAAAAAAACAGUGAAGGAUUUACGCUCAUUACUAAAAACUUUAAAAGAUAACAAGUUAAUAACAAGCACAGCUAGUGAUACAUUACAAGUGAGAGUAUCCGAAGUUACUACGGAGCGCAAACCUACACGACCUAGACGGCCGAUAGUACACCACAGGCCACCAUCUACGACAAUCGAAGUUCCCACUCCUGUCCUCAAUCCCGAAGCACCGGCCGUCACGGCCAUCUCUCUGACAGCGGCACGACCAGUAUCACCGAGAGAACGACCAGUGGCACCGAGAGUACGACCAGUGACAUCGAGAGUACGACCAGCAGCACAGAGAGUAGCACUGCUGAUAUUGCCGAGAGCACCUCGAAGAACGAGAGCACUGGCUCGAGUAGCGGUCCGACCACCAGCGGCGAGCAGUCGAUCCACCACCGCCGCUCCCGCUGCCGCAUCACCGGCACCGUCAUCGCCGGUCCCCGGCUCUCAGCCGAAACUCACAGCUGCUCCCGCUGCCGCGCCACCGACGCCGUCAUCGCCGGUCCCCGGCUUUCAGCCGGUAGUCUCUCUCUGGGCCGACGAAGAGAAGCCACCUCGCAGGGUCUGCACCGACUUGCUCCCGUGGACUCUCCAGGAGCUCGCACUCUCGCCUCCUAGGCGAACAAGGCCUCCACGAGAAACCCUGUCGCCGUGGGACAUACGCGUGCGGAGAAGAACGAGUCCGCGACAAAGGCGAGCUUCCGCCACACCGCCACCAAGGACUGCAGCGUCGGACAAGGAGAACUUCCAUCAGGGGACCCAGACCAACAUCUCCUGGGUCUCCCUGCCGAGUGACGAGGCACCUUCCCCGGAGAAGGACAAAUGGGGCUCUAUCCGGGUCACGCUUACGGAGCCCCACAUCUCGUACCGAGAACGCCUGAUCCGGGAUUAA